Jaculus jaculus (lesser Egyptian jerboa) is the source of this 3528-nucleotide messenger RNA. RefSeq names its product coiled-coil and C2 domain containing 1A (gene Cc2d1a). The transcript is spliced from 29 exons. Gene Ontology annotation, molecular function: DNA-binding transcription repressor activity, RNA polymerase II-specific; RNA polymerase II cis-regulatory region sequence-specific DNA binding. The record is from RefSeq and is a predicted model, not a curated record. Gene Ontology annotation, biological process: regulation of transcription by RNA polymerase II. The coding region runs from base 247 to 3066 and encodes 939 amino acids. Gene Ontology annotation, cellular component: nucleus. NCBI's taxonomy places the organism in Eukaryota, Metazoa, Chordata, Mammalia, Rodentia, Dipodidae.
CUAGCGAAUCCAGUGGCCACGCUCGGGGUUGAGGCACCCGAAGGCCCAAGGCGGAAGUGGAGCAGCCACCUCCCCCGGGGGAGGCGAGGGCGCCGGGGUUCAGGGGUCGCGUCGUAGCGACACGGGACGCAGGGCUCAGGAACAGCGCGUGCGCGGAGACCGUCCCUCCGAGAAGGAGGAGGAGGACGAGGAGGCAGGGCCAGGCCAGGUGCCGGGACUGGUGGUCCAGGCAUCAAGCCUAAGAAGAUGCACAAGAGGAAGGGACCACCAGGACCCCCGGGCCGGGGCGCUGCCGCUGCCCGCCAGCUUGGCCUGCUUGUUGACAUCUCCCCCGACGGCCUGAUGAUUCCUGAGGACGAAGUCAAUGAUGAGGAGCUGGAGGCCGAGUUCCUGGCCUUGGUGGGGGGCCAGCCACCAUCCAUAGAGAAGCUCGGAGGCAAAGGUCCCCUGCCAAUGGAGGCCAUAGAGAGGAUGGCUAAGCUGUGCAUGAGAGACCCAGAUGAGGAUGAGGAGGGGACGGACGAGGAUGAUGUGGAGGCUGACGACGACCUGCUGGCAGAACUCAAUGAAGUCCUCGGAGAAGAGCAGAAGGUUUUGGAGCCCCCUCCCCCUGUGACCCAGCUGAACCCCAACCCGGGGUUGGAGGCCACCUUGCAAGAGAGGCUGGCCCUCUACCAGACGGCUGUGGACAGCGCCAAGCAAGCUGGCCACAGUGCCAAGGUGCGGCGGUAUGACAGGGGGCUCAAGACACUGGAAAACCUGCUGGCAGCCAUCCGGAAGGGCGAUGCUAUCGACGAAGGGGACAUCCCGCCACCGGUGGCUGUGGGGAGGGGCCCAGCGGCUACCCCAACCCACACCCCAGCGCCUCCUCAGCCAUCCCUCAUGAACCUACCAGCCCCAGAGCCCAGGAUCACCCCGGACGCCCCUCCCGCCGCCACCCCGGCCAGCGCCAAGCCCCAGCUGUCCCCAGGCCCCCUGGCCCAGCUGCAGAGCCGCCAGCGGGAGUACAAGCUUGCUGCCCUGCACGCCAAGCAGCAGGGGGAUACCGCGGCCGCCGCCAGAUACUUCCGCGUGGCCAAGAGCUUCGAUGCAGUGCUGGAGGCCUUGAGCAGAGGGGAACCAGUGGACCUGUCCGGCCUGCCCCCUCCACCAGACCAGCUGCACCCAGAGCCCUUAUCUCCUGCACCUCAACCUGCCACGCCCACCACAGCACCUACCGUACCAGAGGUUCCCGCACCCCCUCAUUCCCUCCUGGAGGCACUGGAGCAGAGGAUGGAGCGGUACUACACGGCCGCAGCCCAGGCCAAGGCCAAGGGCGACCAGCGGAAGGCGCGCAUGCAUGAGCGCAUCGUCAAGCAAUACCAAGACGCCAUCCGAGCGCACAAGGCUGGCCGCACCGUGGAGGUUACCGAGUUGCCUGUGCCCCCAGGCUUCCCCCCUAUCCAGGGCCUGGAGAGCUCCGAGCCUGCCCAGCAGAGCCUGGUGGGAGUCCUGGAAACUGCCAUGAGGUUGGCCAACCAGGAUGAAGGGCCAGAGGAUGACGAGGAUGAGGGGCCUAAGAAGCAGCCAAACAGCCCUGCACCCCCCACGACCCAGCCAAAGGCCCCAGCCGCCAAGGCACCCCCCGCAGGAUCUGCCUCCGCAGGCAAGGCCGCCCCCAAGGGCACGUCCACCAGGGCCCAGCAGCAGCUGGCCUUCCUGGACGGCCGCAAGAAGCAGCUCCUGAAAGCCGCGCUGCGCGCCAAGCAGAAGAACGACGUGGAAGGGGCCAAGCUGCUCCUGCGCCAGGCCAAGGGGCUGGAGCCCAUGCUGGAAGCCUCCCGCAACGGGCUGCCCGUGGACAUCGCCAAGGUGCCGCCUGCCCCCGUGAACAAAGAUGACUUCGCGCUCGUGCAGCGGCCGGGGCCGGGCCUGUCUCAGGAGUCCGCCCGGCGCUACGGCGAGCUCACCAAGCUCCUGAGGCAGCAGCAUGAGAUGUGUCUGAACCACUCGGCCCAGUUCACCCACCUGGGCAACAUUGCCGAAACCAGCAAGUUUGAGAGGCUGGCAGAAGACUGUAAGCGAAGCAUGGACACCCUGAAGCAAGCCUUCGCCCGAGGCCUGUCCACGCCCACCGCCCGCUUUGAGCAGAGGACCAUCAGUGUCAUCAAGAUCUUUCCCGACCUGAGCAGCAAUGACAUGCUCCUGUUUAUUGUGAAGAGCAUCAAUUUACCCACACCUGCAGGGCUGUCCCCUGGCGACCUGGAUGUCUUUGUCCGGUUCGACUUCCCGUAUCCCAAUGUGGAGGAAGCUCAGAAAGACAAGACCAGCGUAGUAAAGAACACAGACUCGCCUGAGUUCAAGGAGCAGUUCAAACUCUGCAUCAAUCGCACGCACCGCGGCUUCCGAAGGGCCAUCCAGACCAAAGGCAUCAAGUUCGAAGUGGUCCACAAGGGGGGGUUGUUCAAGACAGACCGGGUGCUGGGCACAGCCCAGCUGAAGCUGGACGCACUGGAGACCGCGUGUGAAGUCCACGAGAUUCUGGAGGUCCUGGAUGGCCGCCGGCCCACCGGGGGUCGGCUCGAGGUGAUGGUCCGGAUCCGAGAGCCACUGACCGCGCAGCAGCUGGAGAGGACAACUGAGCGGUGGCUGGUCAUCGAUCCCUUGCCUGCCGCCAUGCCCAAUCAGGUCACUGGAACCAAAGGGAAGGCACCUCCUGUGCCAGCCCCUUCAAGGGACCCAGGAAACAGAUCAGCGCGGCCCCUGCACAGUCUCAGCGUGCUAGCCUUUGAUCAAGAGAGACUUGAGCGGAAGAUCCUGGCCCUGAGGCAGGCGCGGCGUCCUGUGCCCCCUGAGGUGGCCCAGCAGUACCAAGACAUCGUUCAGCGCAGCCAGUGGCAGAGGGCGCAGCUGGAGCAGGGGGGCGCUGGCAUUCGGAGGGAGUACGCAGCCCAUCUGGAGCGCCAGCUGCAUUUCUACACGGAGGCGGCGCGGCGCCUGGGUUACGAUGGCAGCAGGGAGGCUGCCAAGGAGGCCCUGUACCGGCGGAACCUGGUGGAAAGCGAGCUGCAGCGGCUCCGCAGGUGAGGCCCGUCCAGGUGGGCAGCCCCUGGCACGCGGGCCCCACAGCCUCGGCGUGAAAGAACCGCGGGGCCACGGAGCCAGCGCCCACGCAGACAAUCAGCGGACAGCGUGUUCUGGGCUCUCCUGUGCAGCCCAGCUGGAGCCUGCCUGGCCGGUGGGGGGGGGUGUUCUGCCAUGGUGCCCCUCGCCCCGGCGUGGCUGGUUGGAUCCCAGAGAGCCCAGUUUGCACACCUGGGGCAUCCAUCCGGGGCAGGGAGGGUGGCGGGGACACAUCCCGGGAGCCCCUGCAAGCACUUUAUUUCCUGUCCCUUCCCAGCCUUAGUCCCACAGCCCUCUCACACUCCUCAAAGACACCACUGAGGCUGGCCAAAGCUCUGCUGGCCCCCAGGGGCUGCACUGACCCAUCUGGGCCCUGAGGGCCAACACACACAAUAAACAGCCUAGGCCACCCCUGGCUCAGCUGUG